AUUGUCUUUUUUCCAUCCUUUUUUUUUCUUUCCUAACCUGGUUUCUUCCAGUGCAACUGCAGAUAGAAGACCUGACUCGUAAACUGCGCACAGGAGACCUGGGCAUCCCCCCUAACCCUGAGGACAGGUCCCCUUCCCCUGAGCCCAUCUACAAUAGCGAGGGGAAGCGGCUUAACACGCGCGAGUUCCGCACCCGCAAAAAGCUUGAAGAGGAGCGGCACAACCUCAUCACGGAGAUGGUUGCCCUCAACCCUGAUUUCAAGCCGCCUGCAGAUUACAAGCCUCCAGCAACACGGGUGAGCGAUAAAGUAAUGAUUCCACAAGAUGAGUACCCAGAAAUCAACUUCGUGGGGCUGCUGAUUGGGCCCAGAGGGAACACCUUGAAGAACAUAGAGAAGGAAUGUAACGCCAAGAUUAUGAUUCGGGGAAAAGGGUCUGUCAAAGAAGGGAAGGUCGGGCGCAAAGAUGGCCAGAUGUUGCCUGGAGAAGAUGAACCACUUCAUGCCCUGGUUACCGCCAACACCAUGGAGAAUGUGAAGAAAGCCGUGGAACAGAUAAGAAACAUCCUGAAGCAGGGUAUUGAGACCCCUGAGGACCAGAAUGAUCUACGGAAGAUGCAGCUUCGGGAGUUGGCCCGUUUGAACGGGACCCUUCGAGAAGAUGAUAACAGGAUCUUAAGACCUUGGCAGAGCUCAGAGACCCGCAGCAUUACCAAUACCACAGUGUGUACCAAGUGCGGAGGGGCUGGCCAUAUUGCUUCCGAUUGUAAAUUCCAAAGGCCUGGUGACCCCCAGUCAGCUCAGGAUAAAGCACGGAUGGAUAAAGAGUAUUUGUCCCUCAUGGCUGAACUGGGCGAAGCCCCUGUGCCAGCGUCCGUGGGCUCCACCUCUGGGCCUGCCACCACGCCCCUGGCCAGCGCGCCUCGGCCUGCUGCUCCCGCCAACAACCCACCUCCCCCGUCUCUCAUGUCCACCACCCAGAGCCGCCCACCCUGGAUGAAUUCGGGCCCUUCAGAGAGUCGGCCCUACCACGGCAUGCAUGGAGGUGGUCCUGGUGGGCCCGGAGGUGGCCCCCACAGCUUCCCACACCCGUUACCCAGCCUGACAGGUGGGCACGGUGGACAUCCCAUGCAGCACAACCCUAACGGACCCCCACCCCCUUGGAUGCAGCCGCCACCACCACCGAUGAACCAGGGCCCCCACCCACCUGGGCAUCAUGGCCCUCCUCCAAUGGAUCAGUACCUGGGAAGUACGCCUGUGGGCUCUGGGGUCUAUCGCCUGCAUCAAGGAAAAGGUAUGAUGCCACCGCCGCCUAUGGGCAUGAUGCCGCCGCCGCCGCCGCCUCCCAGUGGGCAGCCCCCGCCCCCUCCCUCUGGCCCUCUUCCCCCAUGGCAGCAGCAGCAGCAGCAGCCUCCGCCACCCCCUCCGCCCAGCAGCAGUAUGGCUUCCAGUACCCCCUUGCCAUGGCAGCAAAAUACGACGACUACCACCACGAGCGCUGGCACAGGGUCCAUCCCGCCAUGGCAACAGCAGCAGGCGGCUGCCGCAGCUUCUCCAGGAGCCCCUCAGAUGCAAGGCAACCCCACUAUGGUGCCCCUGCCCCCCGGGGUCCAGCCGCCUCUGCCGCCCGGGGCCCCUCCCCCUCCGCCGCCUCCGCCGCCUGGUUCCGCCGGCAUGAUGAUCCCUCCCCGCGGCGGCGAUGGCCCGAGCCAUGAGAGUGAGGACUUUCCGCGCCCAUUGGUGACCCUUCCAGGCAGACAGCCUCAGCAGCGCCCCUGGUGGACGGGAUGGUUCGGCAAAGCAGCCUGAGUUAUUUUUGUGGACGGAAUCGGAACACGCUGGCUCCAUAUCGUGAAAUUUUUAUUAAUUUUUUUCUUUUUCCUUUGUUAUUUCCUGAUCUCUUCCUUUCUUCAGACUCCGUCCAAGGAGAUGCUCUUCCCCGAUCUUCUGCUGCAAUUAGAUUCCUUUCCUUUUUCUCCGUUCCUCGUUCUUUUCUUCCUAAGGAGAGGAGGGAGCAAAUGGUUUUAGGCGCAAGCUUUAGCCAUUGAUGUCAGGCUAGUUGCGGGGGUGGGGCGGGGGGGGGUUCUUUGGUUCUAAAAUUUUCAAGGUUGCCAUGACCACCCCAGAGACUUUUUUUUUUUUUUGUCCUUUCUGUAGUGUGAGAUUUUUGUCUUUGCCACCUUUGUAGAGAAGUGGGUUCAUUUCCAGGUUCUGGGUCGACACCUAUCCCGGCACCCCUGCCUGCGUUAGGUGGGGCCACCCAAGCCACCUUGGGCUCGUCUGCCACCCUGGAGAGUCCUUUCCGUGCUCCCUGAGCAUCUAAGCUGCCUCAGAUUCCAUUUGUUCCUCUCCUUCCUGGAAGGUUUCCUUUUAAAUUUUAUUUUAAUCCCAAACGUCUGAAUGUUUUGCAGUGUCUAAGGGUUUGAGCCCCUCGUUUUUCGUUCUACUUCCUUUUUCCUCCCCUUCCCUCUUCAUGGAGUGAUUAUGUUGACAAUAAUGUAUAAUGCGCGUUCUCUUCACUGGUUUAUCUGCAGAAAUUUCUCUGGGCUUUUUUUUCGGUGUAUGAUUCAACACUGCGUUAAAGGGGGGGUGUUCCAUUGAAUAAAAGAGCAGUGUGGUUUUC
This is a messenger RNA of Panthera uncia (snow leopard), 2622 nucleotides long. RefSeq names its product splicing factor 1 (gene SF1). The coding region runs from base 237 to 1808 and encodes 523 amino acids. The record is from RefSeq and is a predicted model, not a curated record. The transcript has 12 exons. Gene Ontology annotation, biological process: regulation of mRNA splicing, via spliceosome. Gene Ontology annotation, cellular component: nucleus. Gene Ontology annotation, molecular function: zinc ion binding; mRNA binding. NCBI's taxonomy places the organism in Eukaryota, Metazoa, Chordata, Mammalia, Carnivora, Felidae.